AACGAGCAGCAGUAGUUCUGGUGUUUAGGUUUUUCAUCAUUGGUUAUUUGAACAAACCAUGAUUUAGCAGGUGUUACCAUCUUUCACACGUUGGAAGGGGAGGCGACAUUCGGCCCGUAUCUUGAAAGGGGGGGUGGAGCUUUUCGAUUCGGUUCUGCUCUUUGUUCUACCAUCAAGUUUUAUACGUUUUUACAUUUUGUAAAAAAUAUUCCAAUUCCAUUUUGAAAAAUUUGCCAAAGUGAAAUAUACAAGACAUUUGUGGAAAGUAAUGAACGAUGACACACUUCAGGAGAAAGGAGGUAUUAUAAGGAUGCAGCCAUCAAUCAGAGAUUUGGACUAAAGUAAUAAAACAAAUUGGUCUAAUGAUAUUCUAUGUACAAUACUUCCUGUGGUCACCAGGACAGAGCUAGCCCGUCCCCCUCCAACCUGCCGGAGUCCCCUGGUCACAACUCUCCUGGUAGCGCCUUACUGCUGGAUCUGAAGAGGGUGUCUGUGCGGCUGGUCGACUGCAGGAAAACACCAGGGCAGAGUGGAACUGUGAGAGAAGGACACGAGGAGGGAGAUGGAGAUUUGAUUUCAUCAAGGGAAACACCGUACCGUUGUUCUCUCAGUGGGAGGGGCUUAUCAUCUGGGGAGCCUCAACAACAUCAUGUUGCUGACGAGACAGAGAAGAGUGUCUCCAGAUCAGAACAUCUCAAGAAACACCAGCAGGGACGUACAGGGAAGAAACAUCACUACUGCUGCUCUGACUGUGGGAAGAGUUUCACAAGCCAGAGUGGCUUCAUUAUUCACUGUGAUCAGUGUGGGAAGAGUUUUGCUGCAUCUAACACCUUCAAAUCUAAUGUAAGAAUUCAUACAGGGGAGAAGCCUUACCUCUGCCUUGAUUGUGGGAAAAGUUUUGUUAGUGCAGGAGCCUUAACCAUACACCAGCGUGUACACACUAGAGAGAAGCCUUAUAGCUGUGAUCAGUGUGGGAAGAGCUUUCCUCAAGCUUCCUCCCUGACUAGACACCAGCUAAUACACACUGGAGAGAGACCUCAUCUUUGUCUAUGUGGGAAGAGCUUUGAUGUAGCUUCCACCCUGACUGUACACCUGCGAACACACACUGGAGAGAAGCCUUAUAGCUGUGAUCAGUGUGGAAAGAGCUUUGCUGUAUCAGGAAAACUAACUAGACACCAGCGAAUACACACAGGAGAGAAGCCUCAUAGCUGUGGUCAGUGUGGGAAGAGCUUUGCUGUAUCAGAAAAACUAACUGUACACCAGCGAAUACACACAGGGGAGAAGCCUUAUAGCUGUGGUCAGUGUGGGAAGAGCUUUUCUCAAUCAGUAAACCGGAAUUUACACCAGCGAACACACACAGGAGAGAAGCCUUAUAGCUGUGGUCAGUGUGGGAAGAGCUUUUCUCAAUCAGUAUACCGGAAUGUACACCAGCGAACACACACAGGAGAGAAACCUUAUAGCUGUGAUCAGUGUGGAAUGAGCUUUUCUGUAGUUUCCUCCCUGAUUAGACACCAGGCAACACACACUGGAGAGAAGCCUUAUAGCUGUGGUCAGUGUGGAAAGAGCUUUGCUUUAUCAGAACACCUAACCAUACACCAGCGUGUACACACAGGAGAGAAGCCUUAUAGCUGUGAUCAGUGUGGGAAGACCUUUGCUCUAGCUUCCACCCUGACUGCACACCAGCGAACACACACUGGAGAGAAGCCUUAUAUCUGUGAUCAGUGUGGGAAGAGCUUUAAUCAGUCAAGGACCCUGAAAUCACACAAGCUAACACACGCUGGUGAGAAAGAAGCCUUAUAUCUGUGAUCAGUGUGAGAAUUGUUUCAGUCAAUUAUGGACCCUUUAUUCACACCAGUGAACACACACUGGAGAAGGAACCUUAUGUCUGUCUAGGUGGGAAGAGCUUUGUUAAUUUAGGGGCAAUGAGAAAACACCAGAAAGCACAAACUUGCUGUAUUUCAUCUCCCUCCCUUCUGGCACCGGUUCCAGAUCCCUAAAUAAAGGAUCAGUAGAAAACAUCCAGUGAACAGUCAUAUCCAUCUCCCAUUCUUAAACAGUUGCCUCAGUCUGAUCACCAUGGUAACCUCUGGAGCAUAAUAUGCAGCUCUGAUCUAGGAUCAGGUCUCCCCUGUGUCUAUGUAAUAUCACACAUUGAUCUAAAUGGAUAAAUGUUAUCAUAGGAAAUGUUAUAGGGAACCUGUGUGUGUGUGUGGGAGGGAUGUUGAUAGUUGUAUAUUCUUCCAUAUACUCAUGAUACUAUUAUUAUGAAAUGUCAUUAUGUAGAAUAAUGUUUCAACAAUAGGUGUAUAUUCAUGUAUUCAAUUGAUCAAUACAUUCAAUCCAUUAUCUUCUAAACAAGAAGUUAUCACUUAAAUUGUGUAUUUUAUAAAUCUGUAUUGAUUAAAAUUAUCCUAAAUCUAAUCCAUAAUAUAUUGGAUAAUUAUUUCCAUGAGUUCAAGGCAAGAACUAUGUAAACUGUGUCUUGUAACAACGGUUAAUGUAAUAACUUUUAGAUUUAUAAUGUAAUAAAACCGGUAAAUGUAAUAUCUUGUUGGUUUAUCUGAUAAAAUGUUGAAUUGUUGUCGUAAUAACCUUUUCCACUUAAUGUAAUAAGUUAUUGGUAUCAGGUAACAACUUUUUUAAAUUAAUAACGUAAUAACUUCAACCGAUCAUGUAAUAACACCUAAACCAAUGUUUAAUGUGUUACUUCACCAAUGUUAAUGCACAUACCACCCUCCACCAAUUACAAACCCACACACACAAACCUAUGCACUUGUACUCUUACACAAACAAGCACGCAGUUAUAGACACAUGCAUUGAUUUAAUAUUUUUUAAAUUAACAAUUAAUCUGUAGUUCUUAUAGUCAUAGAGACAGGGGGCUCGGUCGGGCAAGAGGAAGGAGGAUUGGGAAACUGCAAAUAACAAUAAGCUAAACUCCGCCUAGCAGAAACAUCUUUGGUAUUAGCAACUAUUCAUUAUUAGUUUAUAUUGUAUUCAAGUUAAGGGAUGUCACCCUGGGCGGGGUGAACCAUAGUAGGGGAUAAAAAGAGAAAACACCAUCUUGAGAACUGAGUGUCUUGUUUGUAAAUUGCUGUAAGUGUAAACUCCGGGUUGCAAACCUUAUUAAACAAACUAACCUCUG
Molecule: messenger RNA, 3142 nt
Organism: Salvelinus namaycush (lake trout)
Lineage: Eukaryota; Metazoa; Chordata; Actinopteri; Salmoniformes; Salmonidae
Product: zinc finger protein 501-like
Exons: 2
Coding region: 373-1806 (477 amino acids)
Source: RefSeq, a predicted model, not a curated record